This is a messenger RNA of Nerophis lumbriciformis (worm pipefish), 501 nucleotides long. The record is from RefSeq and is a predicted model, not a curated record. NCBI's taxonomy places the organism in Eukaryota, Metazoa, Chordata, Actinopteri, Syngnathiformes, Syngnathidae.
AUGCAUCGUCUUUGUGGCGGCGGUGUUACCACUCGUUGCCGGGCCGACACGGGUCACUCCGGGGUCACGCCUACGCGUCCUCCCGCUGUCUGUCUCCGGCCCUGUCUGCCCCCGUGGGCCGCGGCGGCUGCCGCUGCCCUCCUGCCGGUGGGGUCGUCGGCGGGGCCUCGUGGGGCUUGCAGUUUCUUGCUGGCGCAGCGCCUGCUCGGGGUGCAGGGUCAGUGCGGGAUCUCAGAAUUCUGGAGCUCCGACCUGGACGGGUGCAUGCCGUGCGCGUCUUGCAAGCAGUACCCAAAGACGCCUUUGUGUAACACAUGUAAAGUGGUGGAAGAGACGCCGGACGUGUGGAAGUUAGCAGCCAUUAGCAGCUUCUCUGUGCUGGCAGUGGUGCUAGUGGGCGCCGCCCUCAUUAUCGGGGUGAUGGUGCAUCGCCGCAAAGCACAAAAACUUCCUCUACGAGAACCGAUAGAAGAAACCGCAGGCCCACUUUAUCAAGCUUAA